GCAGGCGGAGCUAAGGAGGCUGAGAUGGAGGGAUGCUGCUGCUGAAAAGCAGGUGGAGACCGCGGCUGCACUUUCAGAGGGGGGAUCAGAGGCAGCAGCAGAGGACAGAUUCGUCCUAGAGAGUGAAAUUUAAAAAUAAAAUCGGUGGUUUUUAUUUUUUUAUCCGCUGGUGGAAGAUCCGAGCUCAGAGGCUUUGACAGGCUCCGGAACGCUCCGUGUGUCUUUGCGUCGCUGGAGGCAACGAUGAUGUGAUGCUCCAUGUUUGGGCCCGACGGCCGAAGCUUUCUCCCCGAAACCUGAUAUUAUGCGGGGAUCAAGGGGAGCUGCACGGAUUAUAGGGGAACAAAGCACCAGUUUAGAAAACGUUUUGCAAACUGGCAGCCAGCUAUGGUCGACCCCUCGGAGGCUGAGGAGCAGAACAAGUGUAAAGGCCCGCACCUGGAGACGCCAGCUGUGGCCACCGAAGACCCUCGACUGCCGGAACAAGCCGACGGCGCCACGACGGAAGAAGAUGGGGACGCUGGUUUUGAGACGCCACCCACCGGCAGCUCUGAGCCGAGUCCCUGCCACACUGCGUCUCCGCCCGAGGCCACCUCUCAGGUUGCCGCACCUCAGCAACCACGAACUGAUGGAGAUUCAUCUCCCAAGUUGCACCUGGAUCUAUAUAACUUCGACUCGCCGGCUGCAGAGGGAAGCCGCUAUGUGCUAACAAGCCCCCGCUCUCUGGAGGCCUGUGCCCGAUGUGGGGUCAAACCGGUGGAGCUGCUGCCUCGACCGCUCACCGACUUCGCCCGGGAGGCUCCGGGUCGAUCCAUGCGAGUCGCCACGGGAUUGUUUGAAGUCUACGAGCGGGACCGGCACUCCAAACUGAGGCAGUGCAGGGAGGAAAGGGAGAGGAUUGUACGAGAGGAGAAACGGAGGAUUCUGCAGGCGACGGCGAACAGCAGCAGCAGCGGAGUAUCAUCGACCUCCAUAGACAAAACUUCUUCAAGCUCCAGUCCUAAAGCUCAAGGCCCUGAUGCAUCCUCUAGAGGUGCCGCACCAGCCCCGACCUCUAAAACUCUUUUAUCUAAAGCCCCCUCCUCUGCUCUUAGUACCUCACCUAAAUCUGCGCCGUCUUCAAAAACAGGUUCCAUAACUUCCACACCUUCCAACAGAGGUGGAUUUCAAGGGUCCAGACAUCCUUUCUCCUCAUUGUCAGAACAAAUAAAACCUGCCCGGCCGCUCUCAUCCGGCCCUCCACCGGUAGUCCGGAAGUCUUCAAGUGGUAAACCCUCAAACACCUUCCCCAGAUCAACACCAAAACCUCCCUCCUUCCCCCGAGCCAAUUCCACGUUAACAUCCUCAGUGUCGAAACCUGCAGUCCAGAGCACUGGAACGCCUCUGAAUGGCGUAACUAAAGGGCCAUUUUCUCAGCACAAUGGACACCUGGGAUUUCACCCCAAGGUGCGAGGAAGAAGCCAUUCGCUGGAGUCUUUACAGCGAAGAAUGGAUCCCAUCUGCACCUCAACCUCCACCACCACAACUACCACAACGUGCACCUCCUCAGAGUCAGGUGCUUCCUCUUCCUACAGUUGGGACGGUGCACGAGAUCACUGGGCGAAAUCCUCCAGCCCUCGAGCUCGAACAUUGGCCACUUUCAACUCCCUGAUGGGUCGCAGCCUGAGCCUCGGCGACCUGAGCCACUCUCCUCAGACCACGCAGAAGGUGGAGCGCAUCGUGAAGGAGGUGAAGCGUCGAGGCCUGAAGGCCGUGUCCGAACGCGACCGCAAGAUUGCAGCGUUGAUGCUCGCCAGAUAUCAAGAGGAGGACAUCAUGAGUCAGACUCGGUACGUCGCUCACCUUCAGUGGGACAGCGAGCGAAGGAUGGAGGAGCUUCGACGGGAGCAGGAGGAUAGGGAGAAGCAGCGAGCGGUGCUUCAAUGUCAGCGAGUUUGGCAGACGCAAGUGUCAAUACGGCAGCGACGGUUGAGCCAGCAGGAGCGAGAAUCUGCAGCUGCCAAAAUGCGACAGGCUGAGGAGGCGGAGGAGCGAUGGAGGGAGCUGGCGGAGCAGCAGGAGCGAACCCGACUGCUGAGGCUGCAGCAGGCGGCAAGAGAGGAGAAGCACAAGAAAGCUCUUCAGGAGCAGAACCUGAAGGCCCUGGAGGAGGAGAGGGCCGCCAUGCUGGAGCAGGAGAGGCUGCUGCUGAAGGAGAAGCUCACCAUGGCUGAGCUGAAGAGGCAGGAGAAGGAGCACCAGGCCCAGGAGGAGAGACGAGGCUUGAACAAAGCCGAGAAGAGACGCCACGCCGCCCUGAUCCAGGAAAUCGCUCGCCGAGAGCAAGAGGAGAGGGACGAGGCCAGGAGGGCAGCAGAGGAGAAGCUGAGCCGCUCGCUGGAGAACUACGAACAGAUUGUUGAGCGUCGAGGGCAGGAGCUGAAAGAAAAGGCAAAGCGUGAGGAGAAGCAGAUCCAGAAAGCUCGUAGGGCCGCAGAGAGACGUGAGAGGCAGCAGCAGCAGCUGUUGGAGGCUCGAGUGAAGGAGGCCGAGAAGCGAGCCCAACAAGCGGCUCUGGUGGCUGAAGAAAGGGCCAAAGAAAAAGCUCAGCGAGCCAUCCAGAGCCGGCAGGAGAAGGAGCGACUGCAGAAGCUCAACAGGCAGCGGGUGGAGGAUGAGGAGAAGCAGAGGAGGCUGGAGCUGCUGCAGUCCAUCGAGAGGAAGCUGGAGAAGAGCGAGCAGAUCUUCAAGGAAAAGAGAGCGGUGCUGGAGAGCGCCCGGUCCGUCGCUCGAGCCUCCUUCCACGUCCGGGACAAAGUGCGUGAGGAGACCAACAUGCGUACUUUUGAUAAAAUGGCCCUGGAAGCUCAGCUCAAAGCCAGCCUCGAUGACAAAACAAACCCAUAGCUUUGUCAUAAAGUCCUUACUUCUGGUCAUGUGCUUGGCUCCUGCCUUCAUUAUGGCCCUCAUCACUCGACAGCUUUACCCAUCAACACCCACAGUGUUAUUUUUCCUGACAUAUCUUUACCCAUCGGCUGGUUUUAUGACACUUCUGACCAUUUUUUUUUAUUAUCGAUCCUAUCAGAGCAACCAGAAUCAUUUUUUGUAUCAUGGAUGUAAUGAGACUGCAAACUAUAUCAGCUGUAACAAGCCUGUGUGGUGUAAACAGUAGACUUCAUAUUAGAUGAGAGUAGAGAGAGCUGCUUUGUGCAGCAACACAACCCUUCCUCUCGCUUUCUCUUUGCCCUUCUGCUCCAUCCAUCUCAGCUACUGGACUUGAAAGCUGUGCUGGAAUGAAAAGAGUCAUUGUUUACCAGGAAGCACAACUCCAUGACGACUGCGAAGGCUUUUAAAGCAGCGCUCCUGUCAGGGAUAUUCAAGAGAGAGGUUCUGGGCCCUCAAAGCAAAUCAAGUAUUCUUUUGUAAAUUCACUGACGAUGCUAGCGUGGAAGUGAAGCCCUGGGCUGGACGCUGACAAUGCAGCACAGGAAGGCCGUGUGCACGAGUCCUGUGCUGAUGAAGUACCAGAGGACGCUGGUGUCUGCGGCAGGACUUUUGUUUCCUUCAGGGACUCCCUCGAACUCCCCUCUUCAUGUCAGAUUACAGUAAACAGUGAAGACAGACGCCUCUCGACUCCCCCGCCGUCAAUCUGCCCCCAACACAGCUGCCUGGUGACCAAGUCAAGGUCAACAGGUCUUGGUGAUAAAGGAGAGCUGGUGAUGUGACCUAAACUCCUCCUGAAAGAGCCUUUUCUUCCCACACGGAGCUUUAUCAAUCCAAGCAAGUCUCUUCUCUGAUGGGAAUUUACGGAGCUUUGCCCAGGUCACACUGAGAAUUAAUUGCUUAUCCUCUGAUACAUGUGAAAAGUUACUGUGUUUGUACAGUCAAGUGUGUAAUAAGUGGACCAACACAGCAACAAUUGAUAUAGCUGACAAGGAAUGUAAACCAUAUUCCGAAGUUCUGAAAAAGUAUUGCAAGGUAAUUCUUAAGUUGCCCUCAAAAAAUUCUCACUGUGACCGUUAGGAGGCUCCGUUUGAAUUGCAUCCAUAUCAAAGUUAGUUUCUUUUACCCGUUAACAGUGCCAUCUAUUGUGCUGCAAAGAACAGAAUGAACCUACAAGCCUUUUACUUUCAUUAAUGACACGACAUGUACAAGGUUCAAACACAGCUUUACUAGCAUCAAGGCAUGUUAUUCAGUCCAUAAGUAUGUUCCUUCGUACUUCACCCUGACAUGUGGUCUAUAUCAUUUAUGGUGUUAAAGGAUAAGUCCAGUAUUUUUUAAUCCUUUUGGGUUAGAAAUAAUUGGAAUUUAUUUACAUAUUGAGCAAGAAUGCUGCAACCGCAAACAGUUAAAAUGUUAUGUCAUGGGGCAAUCCAGUCCCAAACACUGUAGGCGGCGUUAGCACGGGAUAUCUGGAGAAUUUAGAAGUUCGAUGGAGAGCGUGUAGCUGCUACUUAAAUUGCAACUCUUCCAAUGAUGAAUUACAAAUGUGUGGACAAUUGUAAAGCUCCUCACACAAACUCUUCUGAAAACUAGUUUUAUUAGCUUGGUGUAUGCAUACUGGGUUAUUUUAGGUUGGUCAGGCUUAAGUAAAUGACCAACAUUUAGUCUCCCAGAAUCUCUCUCACACUCAUGUUAAAGCCUAAUUUAUAGUCCUGAGUGGAAUUUCUAUUUGUAUGCUGCUGUGCUAUUACACCUGAAAAAACAGUAGCUAGCAGUUGGUUGUUUCUACCACCGUGUUGAGUUUCUUCAUGUACUUCAAACCAUAUUGACCGAAACAGAGCGGAUUAAGUUGGAAAUUGAGCUAAUAUAUGUUGAGCAACUGUCACUUUUGUUGAGAAUACUGUAAAGAGAGAAGCCAUUGGAACCUAUGCAUGGAAGGGUAGAGUUGUGAAACUGACAAAACACCAUAUGGCUACAUUGGUACAAUCCUGGCCCUUGUGUUUGCAGUCUGAGCAGGACAGAUACAGUUACAGCCUCUUAUAUUUCGUGUCACAGAAGCAUUACUUUUGUACAUAUGACGUGCACACAUCUUACUACCUAGAAGAUCAAUCACAGUUGUUGCAGUGUGUGUCUCCAUGAUGUGUAGUGGCAUUUCUGUGAACGUGUGCCUCAUUCGAUUGCACCAUCCCCAGAAAUGUAACUACACAUCAUGGUUACACACUGCAACAACUUUGAUUUCCUGAAAAGACAAUGCUUCUGUGAGACAAAACAUAAGUGUAGCUGCUUUGUUCCUAAUGCAAACACAAGCGCCAGGGUUGUCCAGAGUAUACACACCUUCACCAAACCUCACCAAUCCAUGUUGCAGUAUUUUCUGUAAAAGCAGCUCUUGUUCAACAUUUAUUAACUCAAACCUGAUCUGCUCCAUUUCAGCAUCCAUUGUUUGAGAUACACUAUAAAACUCAACACAGUGGGAUUAAGUUUAUCGCCCACUAGUGUGUUGGUGGUGUAAAUGCUGAGAGUCUUCCUGUAACAACUAGCAUCUAUCCCUGUAGAAAUUCUAUUUAUAAUCAACAGCAUUAACAUUUCAUAGUUGGUUGUUCCAUUCUUGCUCAAUAUUGGACUGAUUUUGAACAAUUAUGUCCCUACAUAAAGAUUUUAAAAUAAGGUGUGGGUUUAAACUACCGGAAUUAUCCUUUAACUUAUUGAACAUUUGUACAUUAUCAUAAAACGCCAGCUUCAGUGAAUUACAUUAAGUUGCAUCAUCUAAGAAAACAUUGUCACAUGUAGCAAUAAUGAAUUUGGUGGAGGUUGAUAUCAGACAUGUUGGACAGUUUUCAUUGUUUCCAUCAACUGUGUUAAAGUAAAGGACACAAUCUGUGCAUACAAUCAAUCCUUGGAAAUAAAAACAAACAUUUUUCAAGAUGGA
This is a messenger RNA of Amphiprion ocellaris (clown anemonefish), 5848 nucleotides long. RefSeq names its product coiled-coil domain containing 177 (gene ccdc177). Bases 388 to 2886 code for a protein of 832 amino acids. NCBI's taxonomy places the organism in Eukaryota, Metazoa, Chordata, Actinopteri, Pomacentridae. The record is from RefSeq and is a predicted model, not a curated record. The transcript has 3 exons.